AUGACCUGGGGAUGGUGGUUCUGGUGGCUUGGACUGACGUGCCUCGCCAGUGGUGCUUUUUCGAACCGCCCUCCUCGCUUCUUGAUCGAUGGCCAGACUGAGAUCGUUCUGCGACUUAAAGAGGGUCCAGAUACGCCAGUCGGGAGUUUAAUUUAUCGAUUGCGAGGAAUGGACCCAGAUGGUGAUCCUUUGACAUUUGGUAUAAGGGAUUAUCCUGGUUCCGAUGUUAUAAGAAUAGAAAACCUUGGUACCAGUGAAGCUAAUAUUUAUCUCAAUAAGGAACUUGACAGAGAGGUCCGGGAUGAGUACAUGAUGGUGCUAACGCUUACCGAUGGCAGACUUGGUGAAGGGAAUUAUAUCACCCAGAGUCUCUUACUUCUAGUCGAAGAUGUUAAUGACAAUGAGCCUGUUUUUAAACCGUACCAGUCAUCAAUUACUGUUCCUGAGGAUAGUGGCCCUGGAAUAUUGGCAACACUGGAAGCCACGGAUGCUGAUGAGGGUCCUUAUGGUCAGGUGGUAUAUAAUUUACAAGAACAAGACAACGAAGACCAUGUAUUUAGCAUAUCAACCAUUAAUGGAAAAGGCGUAUUACGGCUUGUAGGGAAAUUAGAUUAUGAAAGAAAGUUCUUGUAUCAGUUAAGGGUAUUAGCUGUCGAUAGAUCGAACAACGAUAGGAUAAAUACUGGUACGGCUGCUCUAGUAGUUAAGGUUCAAGACGUCGAAGACCAGCCGCCUGAAUUUGUAGUGGUUUCACCUGUCACUAGGAUAGCUGAGGAUGCACCAGUUGGUAGUUCGGUUCUUCAAGUAAGAGCCAUUGAUGGAGACAGAGGUAUAAAUAAUCAAAUAUCUUAUUCAAUUGUCAGUGGUGCUCAGGGAAUUUUUGAUAUUGAUCCAGCAACAGGAAAAGUUUAUACCUUAAAAGCCAUAGACAGGGAAGCCAUAAUUAAUAAUAAUAAUGGUGCUUACAUUUUAGAGAUCCAGGCUAAAGAAGAAUCGGGAAUCGUUUUUCCACCACCAACGGCAAGGACUGAAGUAACCAUUAUCAUCACAGACAUCAAUGACGAAACCCCUCGCUUCCGCAGCGACCGUUACAUUUGUCAAGUCAAUGAAAAUGCCCAAUCAAACACACCUGUAACUUUCCUUCCCCCCGCUAUUCCUCAAGUGUAUGAUUACGAUCAGGGAAAAAAUGGAACUUUUGAAAUGUUCAUUAGUGGAGAUGGUGAUGUUUUCGAAGUUACCCCUCAUCAAGGAAUCAACGAUGCAUCAUUUCUUAUUCGAGUCAAAGACCCAACAAAGCUCGACUUUGAAAAAAUAAAUGUUAUAAACUUUACUCUAACUGCAAGAGAAACUGUAAAUAGAAGUCCGAAGUUCAGUUCUGUUCCUGUAACUGUAUAUAUCAGAGAUAUGAAUGAUAACUUUCCUGAAUUCAGCAAACCCAUUUACGAGGCCUCAGUUCCUGAAAAUUCUGGUUCAGGUACAACUGUAGCCAUCGUUUACGCGAGAGAUAUGGAUUCUGGUAAAUUUGGAUCUGAAGGAAUUAGAUAUACUAAUAUCGGAGGAAGUGUGGCCGAACUUUUAUCACUGGACCCAACAACAGGAGCUAUAACAAUCAAAUCAGACCAACCAACAUUCGAUAGAGAAUUAAUAUCAAAACAUUACCUGGUAGUCGAAGCCCGUGAUGAUUUAGGCCUUGGAAACAGAAACACUGUUCAGUUGGUGAUAAAUGUUGAAGAUGUAAAUGACAAUGAACCUCAGUUCUUGCAAAACAAAUAUGAAGCGAGGCUGCUAGAAAAUGAACCAAAUUUCGAAUCGCCACUUUUUGUUGAAGCCAGGGAUGCAGACCUUAAUGGCACAAAGAACAGCGAAAUAAGAUAUUCCAUCAUCGGUUGGUCAGAGAUGCGUCAUAAUUUCACAAUAGACCCAAAAAGUGGAGAACUCAAACCUGUUAAACCCCUCGACUUUGAGGCAAUACCAAAAGAUUCGCGACGUCAGCAUUCUUCUUCUUUUCCUAUCACGAUCCAGGUAAAAGCUGAGGACGGCGGCAGACCUGCUUUGUCUUCAACAACUGAAGUUACCAUUUAUUUUCAAGAUGUCAAUGAUAACGUGCCUAUAUUUGAAUCAACCGAAUAUAUGACAACAAUACCAGAAGAUACACCAGGAGGAACAUCAAUUCUAAAGGUACAAGCUUAUGAUAACGAUGGCAGUUCACCUUACGAUACUAUAGUCUAUCGAAUCAAUGAAGGAGCAAAAGAUAAGUUUGUCAUCGAGCCAAACACAGGUGUAGUGACGACUUCGCUCGGAGCAUCGUUGGAUCCAGACCUCAGCCAACCGAGAGGAGAUCUCUACAGGCUGGAAGUUGUGGCCAUCGAUGGAGGUCUUGGUGUCGCACAGCAGACAUCAUCUGUGAGCGUUACUGUCAGGGUCAGAGAUGUCAACAACAAGGCUCCCAUUCUGGCUGAGCCCGGAACAAUUCAUAUCAAAGAGAAUACUCAAGUUGGACAUAUCGUAACAAAAUUAGUUGCAAAUGAUCUCGAUUCCGAUGCAAAAUUAAGGUAUAGUUUGGACCCAACUGGCCUCGAAGGUAGGACUGAAGAAGGGCGACUGGUAAGGUCAUCAGAAGUCGAACUUUCAUCAGCGUUUGAUCUGGAUGCGAACGAUGGAACUCUACGAUUGGCUAAGGUACUUGACCGAGAAAAAGUGGAAACAAUCAGAGUUCAUGUCCAAGUUCAAGAUAUGGCUGCACAAUCCGGGCUACAAAUAGCCUCUGGCAUUUUAACUGUGAUCAUCGAAGAUGAAAAUGAUAACAAUCCUCUCUUCAGGAAACCAUUUUACCGUUGUUCCGUAACCGAAAAUAGCCAGACUGGUGUUAAUAUUGCAAACAUAAUUGCUGAUGAUGCAGAUAAAAACAAAACAAUAAACUAUUCACUUCAAGGAGCAAAGAAAUAUGGAGAUUUGAUCAAAUUGGAUUCAGCUACUGGAGAGUUAGUCGUCGGAAGUCGUAUCGAUAGAGAACAAGUUUCUUGGAUAAAUUUUACUGUCAAAGCCACUGACUCUGGCUUACCGAUGAGAUCGUCAUUUGCUGAAGUAUUUAUUCAAGUCAUCGAUGAGAAUGAUAAUAAUCCUGUAUUUUUAAGUGAUAUUAAUAACAUUUCUAUUUGGGAAAAUUCUACAAUAGGAACCGAAGUUACACAGAUAAUAGCAUCGGAUGCUGAUGAAGGAGAUUAUGGAAAGGUUACUUAUUUGUUAGAUAGAAGAUCUUCACAGGGAAAGUUUUCGAUCCACCCAGAAACUGGAAUUCUAAAUGUAACAGAUUCGUUAGAUAGAGAAGAAACUAGUUCCUAUAUGUUGAUCAUUCAAGCUUGGGAUAACUACCAGUUUGGUUAUAUCAGUGGAGAAAGCAGAAAUGCCUUCAAACAAAUAACAAUAACUAUUUUGGACGUAAAUGAUGAAGCGCCAAAGUUCUCCACUCUUCCAGAAACCUGUGUUGCUGUUACUGAAUUCCAUGAGCCUAAGGAUACCAUUACCUUGUUGAAAGUUACCGAUGCUGACGAUCCUAAUACUCCUAAUGGACAAGUUGCAUUUGCUAUUUUAGCUGGAAAUGAGAAAAAACUCUUCGAGCUGGAAGCAGUCGAUGCCUGGUCUGCAAGAGUAUUGAGCGUCGGUUCCCUCAAGGGAAGGUAUGGAAACUAUUCACUUACUGUUGAAGCUUCUGAUUUGGGAAAACCAGCAAAGUCGGCGAUUGCAAAUCUGGAUAUAUGUAUCACUGAUUUUAACGACAAUGCUCCAUUAUUUGUCAGCCCACCUCACAAUACCACCAUAAGAGUACCUGAGAAUGCAACUGUCGGGAGCGAAGUCAUAACAGUCUUGGCAGAAGACGGUGACAUUGGCCAAAAUGCAGCUGUAAGCUACAGGCUUAGACAAGAUUUGUCGGGAGACUGGAAAACAUUUUCAAUCGAGCCUACGACUGGUCUUAUCACUCUAAAGAAACCACUUGAUCGAGAGACACAAAAAAUUUAUCAGUUACGGGUGGAAGCAUAUGACCAUGGUGUUCCUACUCCUCUUUCUUCGGAUUUAGAUCUCACCAUUUAUGUCAGAAACAUCAAUGAUUACCAACCGCAGUUUCUGGUUGAUGAAUUUUCUGUCAAUUUCACUGAACAUGCUGCUCCGGGCCGAGAAAGAAGACAGAUUGUAGAAACGGUGGACCAGGACGACAUUGAUAUCGAUGAAGAUGAACCAACCAGUCCGGUUUGUUAUUAUAUCGUAGGGGGCAACGAGGGUUCCUGGUUCAACAUCGAACCUCUCACUCAUCAAAUAACGACAAUGAGAGAACUGGAUAGGGAAGUCACCGACAAGUACGAGCUUAUCGUCAAAGCAAGCGAAGAUUGUACAAAGAUACCGCCACAAGUUACAGACUUUGAUCCCUCUGAUGACACUCUUUUACAUCUUUUCAUCAAUGUUUCUGACGUCAAUGACAAUGCUCCUGUCUUCACAAAGAGGGUUUUUACAGGAGGUAUCACAACUGAAGCGGAUUUCGGGACAGAAUUUAUGCAAGUAAAGGCCACAGAUCCAGAUUUGGGUAGGAAUGGUAAGAUGAGUUACUACAUGACAAGUGAAGUAAAGAUGACGCUAAGUGAAGGUAUGGACAAUAUACAAACUCCACCUUUCAUUGUCGACAAGGAUACCGGAAGUGUUUUUGUCAACUUCGACCCACAGAAAGGAAUGAAGGGAUAUUUUGAUUUCACGGUUAUGGUAAAUGAUACAGGAGGUCUUUCAGAUACUGCGCAUGUUUUCAUUUACCUUCUACGAGAAGACCAAAGAGUGAAAUUUGUUCUAAGGCAACAUCCGCAAGAGCUGAGAGCAAAUAUUGAUAAAUUCAGAGAUGUUUUAGGAAAUGUUACUGGAGCAAUAGUGAACGUUGACCUGUUUAAAGUACACGAGGCUCGUGACGGAAAAGUGGACAAGACACGAACGGACUUGUACCUCCACUUCGUCAAUCCAAAAGACCAUUCGAUCCUCGAAGUACCGCAUGUACUGAAGUUAAUAGACCAGAACAUUGAACAUCUUGAUUCGCUGUUCAAGGAGUUCAACGUUCUGGACACCGAAGGUGCCGAAGCCCUCGGCCUAGCACGUAUCAUAGAACCAGAUUCGGUCCUGUUGCUAUGGCUACUUGGAGCCGCGCUGUUCCUCCUGUUGUUGCUUCUUGUUGUGAUCUCGCUUUGCCUUUCGCAGAGAGCUUCUUAUCAACGACAGCUCAAAGCUGCUACCGUCACUGCUUUCGGAUCGACAGAGUCAGACCUCACCCGGGCCCCGGCCAGGGUUCCCAAUACAAACAUGCACAGCGUAGAAGGAUCGAAUCCCAUUUGGAUGCAGGCUUACGAAAACGAGUGGUACAAAGAUGACACGAUGAGUCAAACCUCUGAAAGGGAUUCGUUAGACGAGAAUGCUGUCGUUAGUGUAAACACUCAGGAAGACACCACUGGAAAUUCUUCUUGUAACAGUCAAUCUAACAUGCUACGUAGCGAAUGCCCGGCAAAUGUAAAGGAACAGAAUGACCUCAAUCGCCACGGAAACACUUACCAUCGAAACCUCUACCAGCACAUGGACAAGAUAGGCAAUCCUCUCAUCUCCAAGAAACUGGAAACUACCGAGCUUUAGGAUCAGCUGCGAGACAUCGAAUAUCGUAAAUUAUUAACUAGUAAGGUUAGAUUUAGCCAAGGUGUAGUAGAUUCGUAUUAGAUAUUUUGUUCUAUUAUUACGGCUAUUAGGCUAAUCAAAGUUAACAAAAAAGGUGCUGCAUAGAAAGGCUGAUUUGAAAUAAGUCAGAUAAUUUUACCAUAUUAAACUAAAAUUGGUAAUAUAACUAAAUUUACUGUGAUUCGGCAAAUUGUCACAUCAAUUUUCCAGAGUAGAAAAAUUUUAACACUAGGUUAACAGAACAAAUUCCAAAGUUGAAAUUUAUAAUGUUUUAAAAAUUAUCCUGAAUUUUAUUGAACUAUAUGAAUCUGUUUU
This is a messenger RNA of Nezara viridula (southern green stink bug), 6009 nucleotides long. Lineage: Eukaryota; Metazoa; Arthropoda; Insecta; Hemiptera; Pentatomidae. The record is from the annotation of a GenBank genome assembly.